Messenger RNA from Scheffersomyces coipomensis, 1248 nucleotides. It is a transcript of the gene SEC4, whose product is annotated as Rab family GTPase. The record is from RefSeq and is a predicted model, not a curated record. Lineage: Eukaryota; Fungi; Ascomycota; Pichiomycetes; Serinales; Debaryomycetaceae. Gene Ontology annotation, cellular component: plasma membrane; endosome. The transcript has a single exon. Bases 392 to 1018 code for a protein of 208 amino acids. Gene Ontology annotation, molecular function: GTPase activity; GTP binding. Gene Ontology annotation, biological process: protein secretion; regulation of exocytosis; protein localization to plasma membrane.
ACCAUUUAAUAAAUCGUUUAUAAAAUAUAUCUUGGUAAACGGUUAAAAUAGAUCUAGCCGGCCUUCCAUUAUGUGAAUAAUUAUUCCGAAUUGAGACAAGUCGUGACCGACCCUAAAAAAAGGAGGGAGCAGAACAAAAGUUAAAAAAAGUGUGAGUUUGGGAAAAAAAUAUCAAACUAGCAUACCAAAAAUUACUAACGGAUCUGUAAGCCUUGUACAAGUAAUAACAUAUACUAUUUCAUCAUCAUAUCAAUUGGUUUGAUAAAUUCAGGUUCGAUUUGUUCUACAAUAUUAUAGGACACAACUAUUCGCAUUCAGGAUUUAACGUUAAUUAUUAAGUUAUAGACACGAGGAACUAAAAUAUCUAAAAAAACACAGACACGGUAAAAUUAUGUCAGGUAGAACUCCAUCAAGAUCUUAUGAUCUGAUAAUGAAAUUGUUGUUGGUUGGUGAUAGUGGUGUUGGUAAAUCAUGUUUAUUAUUAAGAUUUGUUGAAGAUAAAUUCAACCCUACAUUCAUUACUACUAUUGGGAUAGAUUUUAAGAUUAGAACCAUAGAAAGUAAAGGCAAAAAGAUUAAAUUACAAGUUUGGGAUACUGCAGGUCAAGAACGUUUUAGAACCAUCACAACGGCUUAUUAUAGAGGUGCCAUGGGUAUAGUUUUAAUCUAUGAUGUUACUGAUGGAAGAUCGUUUGAAAAUGUUGAAAAUUGGUUUCAAACUGUUACUCAACAUGCCAAUGAAGAUGCUCAAGUUUUCUUAGUAGGUAAUAAAUGUGACGAUGAAGUGAAUAGACAAGUAUCUAAAGAACAAGGUCAAGAAUUAGCUUCCAGAUUGAAUAUUCCAUUCUUAGAAGCUAGUGCCAAGAGUAAUGAAAAUGUUGAUACUAUCUUUUAUGAAUUAGCUGGUAUUAUUCAAGACAAACAUGCUAAUGAUGAACAAGCUGCUCCUACAUCUACUUCUAGUGGAGGUAUUAAUAUUAAUCAAACUGGAGCUAAUAUCAAGAACAACUGUUGUUAGAAAGAUGUGUUGUUAUAUAAGGUUUAAUUUCUUUUUCUUCUACUUCUACUUCCCUUUCUUCUACUUCAAAUUCCUUUUUUUAUCCCCAUAAUUCUUUCAACAUAAUAGUUUCAUAUUUUUAAUGUCUUCUUGUUAUAAUGACUUGUUCUAUAGUUAUCUUCUUAUUCUACUAGUUCAUUUUUUUACAUACAUAUAAAAAAAAAACAUACUUUUAUCCUGUGUUCCAAUAU